AUGCCUUCCGGGGGAUGCUGGUGCGAUGGAACAAGAUAUGAAUACGGCGUGAAGCCUCUUGAAAGGAUCCUAUGCCACUGCAUUACGUGCCAGAAGAUAUCCGGUGGUGCUUUCACGGUCAACCUCAUGGUUCCAACCAAGGACGUGCACAUGACCAAGGGCGCCGAGAACCUCAAGAGCCACACGCAGGAUCAUAUUCUGGGCGGCAAGCUCUCCGUCUACUUCUGUGGCAUCUGCGGCACUUGCUUGUACAAGCAGUUGCACAUGUCGCCCUUCGAUCAGAACUUCGUUAUACAGUCGGGCACGCUGGAUGAGGUGGAGGGGAAGCUGGGAGCUGAUGUCGAACCGCCGGACCAGGAAAGCUUCAUCGAGCGCCGUGCUGGUUGGUUGCCUCCCUUCGAGCUCAUCGACAUGCGCAAUGAUUCGCGGAAAGUGGUGGCUACAAAAUAG
Lachnellula hyalina is the source of this 450-nucleotide messenger RNA. RefSeq lists its product as uncharacterized. The transcript has 2 exons. The record is from RefSeq and is a predicted model, not a curated record. Gene Ontology annotation, molecular function: carbon-sulfur lyase activity. Lineage: Eukaryota; Fungi; Ascomycota; Leotiomycetes; Helotiales; Lachnaceae. Bases 1 to 450 code for a protein of 149 amino acids.